AUGGUUAAUGUUAACAGAGAAAACCGACUCUUUCCUCUACUUUUCUUCUUCCUUUUUCUAUUUUAAAUUAAUUAUUUUUUUUCUUGAUUUUGUAUUUGCUGUAGAGAAUGGAUUUUAGUGAUUUUGUUUUACAUUUGUGGGUUAUUUUUUUAUUUGGAAUUGGAUGCGGGUAGAUGGGUUAGGGUUACUGGAUGAUUAUUAGUCAUUUGGAGUUGGAUUUUGGUGGAUGGGUUUUACUGUUAUUUACAGUUUGGUGUUAGAUGGUGGUCUUUAACGGUGGUGGGGAAUGGGGAUUUAAUGUCUUGAAAAUGAACUCUUUUAAAUAUUCGAUGUGAUAUGUCUCCUUUGGUUAAUUUGCGAUUGCAUAAUAUAAAUUUUUAUUCUUUAUUUAUUUCUUGAGCUAAUUGUCAUUUGUCUUCCAUGUUCUUGUUCAUUGAAGGAAUCGAUUUUUGUCUCCAUAUAUAGACCAUGGAGGAUUAUAUUCAGGGUUUUAGAUUAAUAAUUUUGAUAAAACAAAAUUAUUAACAAUAUUGUAAUUUGAGUUCUUAUCCCAAUUAGUGGUGUGGGGGCACUGGGGCUGCAUCGGGUUCGGUGGAGGGGAUUGAACCGGUAGACUUGAGGAAGAAGGCUGACGGCAGGCGAUCCAGAGCUAUUUUUGGAUGGAUUACGGUUUAGAGUAAUUUAUUCUAUUUUAAAAGUUCGGUAGCAGCUGAAAAUUCCGAAUGUGCCAAUUGAAUUGCACUGUAUACAGUCAAAGCUUGCGUCUCUAUGGUGAACUUCUGCACUCUAUGAAAGCUUCUGACUUCUGUGUUUAGAUCAAAACCCAGAAGAGAAAAGGGAAAAAAGAAUGAUGGGAAAGAAGAGUGGUUACUUGGUAAUGAGAAGUGAACAAGUUAGGAGAGAUUUGCUCAGCACUGAUGUGCAAGAGCUUCUUGUUGCUGCGAAGAAGCUGGCUAUUCAUGCCAUCAAGCUUGGUGGAUUAAUGGGAUUUGGUACCUCUAUUCUUGAAUGGAUUGCCUCUUUUGCUGCAAUUUAUUUGCUGGUCUUGGACCGAACGCAUUGGAGAACUAAGAUUCUUACAGCAUUACUGAUCCCUUAUAUCUUCUUUAGUCUUCCUUCGCUAAUUUUUGAAAUAUUAAGGGGAGACAUUUCAAAAUGGAUCUCUUUCAUUGUUAUUGUGCUGCGCCUUUUCUUCCCAAGACAUUUUCCAGCUUGGCUGGAGAUGCCGGGGGCUUUGCUUCUUCUGAUAGUGGUAGCUCCCAGUUUAUUUGCAGACACCUUAAGGGACAGCUGGAUUGGCGUCGCAAUAUGUCUUGCCAUCGCUUGUUAUUUGCUGCAAGAACACAUCCGAGCAUCCGGUGGGUUCAAAAAUUCCUUCACAAAAGCCAAUGGCAUAUCAAACUCGGUUGGUAUUGUCAUUCUAUUGAUCUAUCCAGUAUGGGCUCUGAUAACUGAUUUCAUAUAGGCAAUCUCCCAGCUGCCUCUGCAUUGUUUGAAGUCUGCAAAUCUCAUGAAUUGCCAAAGCUUCUUUAUAUUACUUGUAUUUGAGUAUUU
Molecule: messenger RNA, 1554 nt
Organism: Pistacia vera
Lineage: Eukaryota; Viridiplantae; Streptophyta; Magnoliopsida; Sapindales; Anacardiaceae
Product: cold-regulated 413 plasma membrane protein 1-like
Exons: 4
Coding region: 848-1465 (205 amino acids)
Cellular component (GO): membrane
Source: RefSeq, a predicted model, not a curated record